Pelecanus crispus (Dalmatian pelican) is the source of this 129-nucleotide messenger RNA. NCBI's taxonomy places the organism in Eukaryota, Metazoa, Chordata, Aves, Pelecaniformes, Pelecanidae. The record is from RefSeq and is a predicted model, not a curated record.
GUCCAGAAGUUCAUCAACAAGGGCGAGAAGGGGAUCACGGUGCUGGCUGGCGACACGCAGGUGUACUGCCACAUCCCCAUCAUGUGCGAGGACAGGAGCCUUCCUUAUGCAUACGUCCCGUCCAAAUCG